AUGGCCAAGUUAGGGAUUGAAAUUCUGAUUAGGAAAAUGUUGAAGCCCUCAGCUCCUGCCCCAAAUGAUCUUCGGAGCCUCAACCUCUCCUUGUUUGAUCAGCUGGCUCUUCGUGUAUAUGUGUCAAUACUCUUAUGUACUGCUGAAACAUCAUGUAAUAAGCCUCAACAAUCUUUGACCCACACUCUAACUAAGUUUUAUCCUCGGGCAAAAAGAUUUAGAGAAAAUGAUCAUCAACUCUCAGUUCAGUGCAAUGAUAAAGGUGUUGAGUAUGUUAAAACCAAAGUCAACGCGGGUCUUGCUGAAUUUCUCCCUGAAGGACCCGAUAAUCGACUACCAAGUCCAAUACUUGGGACCACAAAAGAUUGUCUCCCAAUUGGUUUGGGUCAUUCUUCCCCACAAGAGAGCUAUCAGGACCUUAAUAUUCGCCACCACCUCCCAAAAUGUAGUACUACUCGCCCUAAGAUGGUUACAAAGAGGUUUGUCUUUGAUGCUUUGGCAAUAACAAACCUCAAAAAUACAAUCCAAGAUUCAACUGCCAGCAGUAGCAGGCGGCCUACUAGAGUGGUGGUUCAUUUUUGA
Molecule: messenger RNA, 582 nt
Organism: Solanum pennellii
Lineage: Eukaryota; Viridiplantae; Streptophyta; Magnoliopsida; Solanales; Solanaceae
Product: acetyl-CoA-benzylalcohol acetyltransferase-like
Exons: 2
Coding region: 1-582 (193 amino acids)
Source: RefSeq, a predicted model, not a curated record